Molecule: messenger RNA, 2070 nt
Organism: Symbiodinium pilosum
Lineage: Eukaryota; Dinophyceae; Suessiales; Symbiodiniaceae
Source: the annotation of a GenBank genome assembly
GCCAUCCUCAGACAUGAGAGCAAAGGCAACGGCCGCGAGGGGAUCCCUGCCGGUGCAGUUGUACCUGUUCUUUUGACACUGCAAAAGUUUACAGAAAUUCUGAGGGAAGUGGUGGAAGGGCGGAUCGUGAACCUGAAGACCGGGUGCCUUUCCGGGUUCUGGACACUGCAAUCCUAUGUCGAGCCGCGCUACGGGCUGCGGUUCUUGAGCACAUACACAUGUGAUGCCCAUCUCGAGGAAAGGCAUGAUACUUUUGCUCAGCCUUUCCAUAAGUGCUACUCGCUUGAAGGCGCGUCGCAUGAGUUGCCGCAAGAUGAAGCCAGCUCUUCAAAGAAGUUCCGACUUGAUGCACCUCAAAGGGAUGCCAUCGAGUCCAAGGCCUUGGGAAUUGUGCGCUUUGCGCACCGAUAUCACAAGUUGGACCUGGAAGGGAUCCUCUUGGAGUUCGUUGUCGACAACAGUGGCAGGCUCACUCUGCACGGCUGUUGGUCCGCCUCUAUCUGCAACGCACGGGACUCUAGAAGGUUUCGAUCUGCAUGGCCUGAAAAGCAGGGCCGCGUGCGGGAGAUACCCAAGACCUUCAGCGUCCCACGGUUGGAAGAGAACUUUGAGAUGGAUUUCGAGGAUGCCGAAAUGCGGCCGGGUCCCAUCUCCAGCUCUAAGAAGACCUCCGAUGCAUUUGUUCCAGAUUCAGAGCCAAAAAGAAGAGCUCCACCGCCGAUGCUCCUGGAAUUCUGGCAGGGCGACAACUUUCUUGGGGAGGCCGCCUUCGAGCGUCAGGGCUCUGCCACUGCCCGUUCGGCUGAACUCCGCAUCCUGAAAGUUUUGCCCCUGGGGCAUGAGCCGCCUUUGAGGUCAGAUGGGCGCAAGCUGCUAGCAGAAGCAACACAGGAAGCUACUGCUGUAGUCUCCUUGAGGCCUGGCGAAGGGGCUUUAAGCCGCGACCUCUUCAACUUUAAGCUUGGAAGAGCCGAGGGCCUACCUGUCCCAGACCAAGAAGGUAAGGUGCACGCGGUCUUGUGGACAUGGCAGAGUGACGCAUACCGAGCGGUUUGGAGCUCCUCUGAUUCGGAAGCAGUCGAAGAGUUCGUGGAUGGGCGCUGGGCCACGGUUCACGUGUGGAAUGGAGAGUCCGUUGAUCUGCCUUUGCCUGUGAGGGCAGCUGACAGCCCGGACAGGGAGCAACCUCCCAGGCAGAGGCCCUCUCCUAGAGCUUCGCCAAGACAGUCGCCGAAGUCCAUGGUGGAUGAGGGGCUGAAGUCCUACGACCACGUCUGCGGAGCAGAGUUGGCGGCGCAUUGGGGGAUGAGCGAGGAUGGCCUGCAUGGGAGUGUCCUGGCUUCCCAGAUCUGGCAGCGCAUGAGGCUAGACCGAAGCAAUCGCUCCGGCUUGCUGAAGCGGCUGGCACAGCAGGUUGUCAGUUUCCACAACAUGCAGCGCCAGUGGGAAAUCUUCCUCGAGACUACGAAGGAGAAGCACGAGGAAGCUUGCGCAGAUCUCGCGAAGCAGGAGAAGGCCCUGCAAGAAGCGCAUGAGCAGCGCAAGGAAGCCAUCGAGGCCCAUAAGAAGAGAAUGGCCGCAGCAUGCCGUAGGAUGCUGAAGGAGUUUGAUGAGUACCAGGCCCGCGAAAGCGCAGAAGCCGCAGCGUUGGCCGAAUCUCAACACAGAGUUUCAGAGCAGCAAGUCAGAUUAGCUGACCUCACCGAGAGGAGUACACACUUUGAAGAAUCACUGAACCGGGUGAGACGCAAAGUGGAUGACCUUCUGGCUGAAGAAGUUAGGCUGCGACAACAACUGGAUGAGAUGCGCUCGCAGCAUCUGGCCUCGAGGCAAGCAAGCAUGCGGACAGCAUCAGAUGAUCUUGCGGACUUAGCCGCAAUCAAGGCUGAUCUGUCACGAAGACGUAGAGCGGCCCAGAAUGAGCACAAGCACAUCUUAAAGAUGGAAGACUUCGUUCGAAAGGUCGCCAACCAAGAUAACAAAACCCUCCGAACAGGUGGGGGAUUUGUGCUGAACAGCAUGGCAAAAGCCGAAGCAAAAUCGCUAGUGCAAGAAUUAUUCUUGGAGUGA